AAGAAGAAAAAUUGAAACAAAAGAGAAUUUUUCUCACGUUUACAACUUCAAGUAGCGGAAAAUCAGAGAUUCCUGUUACUCCAGUGCCAAGAACACGUUAUCAAGUAAAUGAGAAAAAAAUGCGGGAAAAUAAUAUGCAGAGACUAGAAACCGCCAAUAAUGAUGAGGAAGAAGAAGAAGAUGAUGAUGAUGAUGAAGAUGAUGAUAGGUCAAGUGAUCAUUUAGUGAACUCGGGCCUAAUUUGUGCCGCCUGUCAUGUCACAGUUAGUUCCACAAUUCUCAGAGAUAAUAACAUUAAUUAUGAACAAGCACUUGCCUGUUCACAUGGACAUUUUCUUUGUCAACGAUGUGUGCAACGUUUUGCGAUUCGACCUGACAUAGGUUGCCUCAUUUGUGCAACGGAAUCACAAAAUUCGACAUAUUCCCAAAACAAUAAUAAUAAUAAUAGUUACGAAUCAAGUUUGGAUAAUAUUCAAAGUAAAUCCUCUGUACAAUAUUUACAACAGAAACGAAAGGAAGAAAUAUGUCCACGAACCCAUUAUCCACCGACUUCAUCAAUUAUCAAAAUUCCAUGUAACAAUAAUAUAAAAAUAAACUCAAUUUUUGAAUGGGGAACCGAUCACGGUGACACAAUUUACGAUGCUAAAAAUCCACGAAAAAGCUAUUGCAAUAUAAUAAAAAGAGAAGAAUCGAAUGCAGAUUUAAAAAUUACUUGUCAUAUGAUCGCCGAAUGUUCACGACGACCAAUUCGAUGUCCACGUCUUGAUUGUGCUCGCACUGUUGCACUAUCAGCAUUGACACAUCAUUUUCUAUUCGAUCAUCCCGAGGUUCCUAUUUUUAAUGUUGAACCCGGUGUAAACAACACUUUAAUUGUCAGUUUUUCCUCACUCACUUAUGGCUCAUCCAAAUGUCUUGCUCUUCUUCUCGUUUCCGGAAAAGUGUCGGGCGCUGCAGCUACACUAUUCAGUGGAAAUCAAGUUCAUCCAAAAUAUCGAAAUCGUUUACCAUUACCGGUUUUAGCAGCUCGAUUAAAGAUCAUUGAUCAGCUUAAUUGUCAAGAUGAAACAAAAGCAGGUGGAGAAGGUCGUGCAUGUGGUGAUAUUAUAAUAGCCUGGAUUGCGGGUCUUGAUUUAUCAGGCUCAUCUUCUGGAGCAUUACGCUGUAGUAUUCAAGCAGUUGACGGUCUACAAUCCGAAGUAUUCCGUUCGUUGACCUAUUGUGGACCAAUAAAUUCCCUCCGACGUGCUCAACGUCCACAGGAUAUUUUCGCAGCUGGUGACUGUGUUGUUCUUCACGAGGGUCUCAUCAAUCAGCUCUCAUCUAGAUGCGAUAAUUUCAUAGUUAACGCCAUUGUUCACUGAAACUCUUGCUCCCUUGAUGUAUCGUCUUUUUCAUUAGAGCCAAACUUGUCAUAGCUGGCGGACGGGCAUAGGCCUUGGGAAUAAAACCAUAUUUUCGUGUUUUUGGGGCAUAUGCCCAAAGCCAUCCAUCCACCGUUUGAUUUCCGAGAUCAGCAUAAAUCCAAUCAGCACGUCUCACGGAUAAAUCGUC
Leptopilina boulardi is the source of this 1551-nucleotide messenger RNA. RefSeq lists its product as uncharacterized. Bases 120 to 1361 code for a protein of 413 amino acids. NCBI's taxonomy places the organism in Eukaryota, Metazoa, Arthropoda, Insecta, Hymenoptera, Figitidae. The record is from RefSeq and is a predicted model, not a curated record. The transcript is spliced from 6 exons.